AUGCGGAGUAGAGCGGUGCGCUUAGCAAUUCAAAGGGGCUCGUUCGUAAAACAAUACGUCGAGAAUCUCCGAGGAAUUUUUAUCGUCGCCAGUUUAUUAUUCAGCAACGCACUGGCGACGGAGUCAAAUGGCCAAAUGUCAAACGGAGCGCCGCGCGGUGACGUCAGAGAUAUGAGCUCAACACGCGGCCGCAGCGAGGCGUUCCUUGUUAUCCCAAAGCUGAGAAGCCACUACUUGACAAGUGCU
Iphiclides podalirius (scarce swallowtail) is the source of this 246-nucleotide messenger RNA. The record is from the annotation of a GenBank genome assembly. Lineage: Eukaryota; Metazoa; Arthropoda; Insecta; Lepidoptera; Papilionidae.